This is a messenger RNA of Plasmodium relictum, 90 nucleotides long. Its product is annotated as conserved Plasmodium protein, unknown function. NCBI's taxonomy places the organism in Eukaryota, Apicomplexa, Aconoidasida, Haemosporida, Plasmodiidae. The record is from RefSeq and is a predicted model, not a curated record. The coding region runs from base 1 to 90 and encodes 29 amino acids. The transcript has a single exon.
AUGUGUUGCUGUAUUUGUGGUUUCCUAUUUUUAGCAUUAGUUGCUGUAAUUGUUUUGUUAAUUAUAAAAGGAAUUAUAAAAUUAUCUUAA